CUGGGGCACCCGCACGACGUGCUGGUCCGGCCUGACCACCCGGAGCUCACGGCUGAGUGCCAGGAGAUCACCCAUGUGGAUGUGGAGAGCCUGGCACUGGCUCCACCGCUGGAGCAGGCGUUGAGACAGUUUAAUCAGUCCGUGAGCAACGAGCUGAACAUUGGUGUAGGUACUUCCUUCUGUUUUUGUACUGAUGGACAGCUGCACAUUAGGCAGGUUCUGCACCCUGAAGCUUCCAAAAAGAAUGUCUUGCUGCCUGAAUGCUUCUACUCCUUUUUUGACUUGCGGAAAGAGUUCAAGAAGUGUUGCCCUGGCUCACCUGACCUUAGCAAACUUGACGUUGCAGCCAUGACGGAAUAUUUAAAUCUUGACAAGAACAGUUCAGCAUUUCCCUAUGGAGCCUCUCAAGUUGAAGAUAUGGGGAAUAUUAUUUUAACGCUAAUAUCUGAACCAUACAAUCACAGAUUUUCAGAUCCAGAAAGAGUGAACUACAAAUUUGAAAGUGGGCCUUGUAGCAAGAUGGAACUUGUGGAUGACAAUGCUGUUAUCCGAGCGAGAGGAUUGCCGUGGCAGUCGUCUGACCAGGACAUAGCGAGAUUCUUCAAAGGCCUAAAUAUUGCCAAGGGAGGUGCUGCACUCUGUCUCAAUGCCCAGGGUAGGAGAAAUGGGGAGGCUCUUGUGAGGUUUGUAAGCGAAGAGCAUAGAGAUCUAGCACUACAAAGGCACAAGCAUCACAUGGGGAAUCGAUACAUUGAGGUAUACAAGGCAACAGGUGAAGACUUCCUUAAAAUUGCAGGAGGCACUUCCAACGAGGUUGCGCAGUUCUUGUCGAAAGAAAACCAAGUGAUUGUCAGGAUGCGAGGUCUUCCUUUUAAUGUAACAACAGAAGAAGUGCUGACAUUCUUUGGCCAGCACUGCCCUGUGACAGGAGGAAAGGAAGGAGUUCUGUUUGUCACAUACCCUGACAGCAGGCCAACAGGGGAUGCCUUUGUAUUGUUUGCUUGUGAGGAAUAUGCACAAAAUGCACUGAAAAAGCAUAAGGACUUGCUGGGGAAAAGGUACAUUGAACUCUUCAGUCAGGUGCUGAACAGGUACUCUUCCACGCCUCUCAUUCCUCUCCCAACACCACCUAUUCUUCCAGUAUUACCUCAACAGUUUGUGCCUCCCACUAAUGUCAGAGACUGCAUACGUUUGCGUGGUCUUCCCUAUGCUGCUACUAUAGAGGACAUCCUGGAGUUCUUGGGGGAGUUUUCUACAGAUAUUCGGACCCAUGGAGUUCAUAUGGUACUAAAUCACCAGGGACGUCCGUCGGGAGAUGCUUUCAUUCAGAUGAAAUCUGCAGACCGAGCUUUUCUGGCUGCACAGAAGUGUCAUAAGAAGACUAUGAAGGACAGAUAUGUUGAAGUCUUUCAAUGUUCUGCUGAGGAGAUGAACUUUGUGUUAAUGGGGGGCACUUUAAAUCGAAAUGGCUUGUCCCCACCACCAUGCCUUUCACCCCCUUCCUACUCCUUUCCGGCUCCUGCUGCAGUUGUGCCAACAGAAGCUGCUCUGUAUCAGCCAUCCAUGCUCCUGAACCCACGAACACUCCAGCCUUCCACGGCAUACUACCCUGCUGGGGCUCAGCUCUUCAUGAACUACACAGCGUACUACCCCAG
Phaethon lepturus (White-tailed tropicbird) is the source of this 1655-nucleotide messenger RNA. RefSeq names its product epithelial splicing regulatory protein 1 (gene ESRP1). Gene Ontology annotation, cellular component: ribonucleoprotein complex. NCBI's taxonomy places the organism in Eukaryota, Metazoa, Chordata, Aves, Phaethontiformes, Phaethontidae. The annotation marks the transcript as partial. The transcript has 12 exons. The record is from RefSeq and is a predicted model, not a curated record. Gene Ontology annotation, molecular function: RNA binding.